AUGAAUGGCUUUGUGGCGGGGCAAUUUCGGAUCUCCAAGCCUGAGACAGGCUUCCAGCAGAAGGCUGGCAGCUACCGGGACUAUGGUGAUGGAAGUCAGUUCCAAAAGACCACGGGCCUGGCGAGGAAGCGGACGACAGGCACCGCUAUGCCUCGGGAGAAUUCGAUCCACAAGGGCUUGGUUGUUUGUACCAAAGAGUACGGCGCCUUCGUCCAGCUUGGCAAAGGUGAGAAGUUCAAGGAUGGCUUUCUACACAUCGGCUGCUUGCCAAACCCGCCUGGCGUGGAGCGUGUUGAAGUCGUGAACUCUGUGGUGCGAGAGGGUGACACCGUUUGGGUCAAAGUGCGAGAUGUGGACGAAGAGAAUGGCAAAUAUGCCUUGGACAUGAGGUUCGUGCACCAGAAGGAUGGCCAGGACUUGGAUCCUUUCAACGGCCGAGGUCGAGUGCCAAAGGAUGUGGGAUGGGUGUUCCCCAAGCAGCAGCUGAAGCACAUCCACGCGGCCAAUGCUGUGAUCUCCUCACAGCGUGAGGGCUUCGAGUUGAAGAGCGAAAUCGAAAAGCGGAAAGAGGAGGAGGAGCAGGAAGCGCUCAGAAGGAUGCAGGUGGAGUCUUCAGAUGAAAGUGAUCCUGAAGACAAGAAGCAGAAAAAGAUGAAAAAGAAGUUGGAGAAGCAGAAGCAAAAGCUGGAGAAGCUAAAGCAGAUGUCCGAGGCCAAGGCCAAGGAGAACGAUAGACAAGAUAGACCCAAAGAGGAAGAAAAGGUCAAAGAAAAAGUUUCUGAGAAAGAAGAGAAAAGAAGAGAGAAAGGGAAAGAUAAAGAAAAGGCCAAAGACAAGCCAAAGGAGGAGAAGGAGCGAAAAGAGAAGAAAGCCAAGAAGCGACAGAGAGACUCCUCAAGCUGA
Durusdinium trenchii is the source of this 903-nucleotide messenger RNA. Lineage: Eukaryota; Dinophyceae; Suessiales; Symbiodiniaceae. The record is from the annotation of a GenBank genome assembly.